AUGGAUGUGAUUAUGGAACGUUCGUUCGAACUCGCGAAAGAGGCACUUGCUGCCGGCGAAGUUCCUGUUGGUUGUGUGUUCGUGCGAAACGGUUCGGAUAUCAUUGCUGCCGACAGAAACCGUGUGAAUGAGUUGAAAAACGCUACGAAACACGCCGAAAUGUUGUGCAUUGACUCGGUCGUGAAGAAGUAUUCGGAUUAUUCUGAAGUGUUGCGCGGUUCGGUGGUUUAUGUGACUUGUGAACCGUGUAUAAUGUGUAUGCAAGCGUUGCUGGAAGUGAACGUCGGCGAGAUCGUUUACGGAUGUCCAAAUCCGAGAUUCGGCGGCUGUGGAUCCGUGCUGGACGUUUUAGCUUUGAACUCGAGAACGAUGCGAGUUACUAAGGGUGUGCGAGCCGAAGAAGCUGUAAGUUUGUUGAAGAAAUUCUAUGAAUGCGAAAAUCCCAACGCCCCGGAGAGUAAAGUUCGGAAGAAGGUUUCUGUGACGAAUGGCAUUAUGAGUGAAUCCCAGUCAAAAGAUAUGUCAACUAUCCGGAGCGAACUCGCAGACUUGGUUAGACGUAGGACCGAAAUCGGGGACAAUUUGGCAAACUUAGAGAACCAGAUUUAUGCGUUUGAAGGAAGUUACCUUGAAGACACCCAUCAUUAUGGUAAUGUGAUUCGGGGAUGGGAUCCUCAUCUGAGUCCGAAUCGAAUAUUUUCUGUGGACGAGAAAGGAUCAUAUAGUCGAAAAAUCAAAGAAGCGCAACGUCUUUUUUCCAAAUCUUCCGUUACGUACAGUGCCGUUUCACUAGGAAUUUCAUCAAACUCGGCAAAGGAAACAAAUGGCACUGUUGAACACGUUGAACGUCGUAUUCCAGACUCUCGAGAAUCCUUCGGUUCUUACGAACGUAAAAAGCAGAAGGAAAUUCAACCACCCUCCACGGGUCGGAAGAAACGUUCGAAGUCGACGGGACACGCUCAGAAGAAAAUGAAGAGUGCCUGA
Molecule: messenger RNA, 984 nt
Organism: Notodromas monacha
Lineage: Eukaryota; Metazoa; Arthropoda; Ostracoda; Podocopida; Cyprididae
Source: the annotation of a GenBank genome assembly